UUAGCGCACAGUCGCUGUAGCUGCUGCAUAACCAGCGUGUUGGAGCAGAGCGGCUAUAAAGUGGAGGUGAAACGCAGCAAGAGGAUGAAACAGCAACAGGAGCAGAGAUGGCCCACAGAAGAACCACUGGAAGCAAACUCUUGAUGACGGCGCUGUACAUGGUGGCGUCGUGCAGUGCUGUCCCCGUCACUGACCUGCUCGACCGAGCCUCUCAGCGCUCUGACACACUGCACUCCCUCAGCACAACAAUCACCAAAGAGCUGGACUCUCACUUCCCUCCCAUAGGUCGGGUGAUCACGCCCCGCCCCUCAAUGUGCCACACCUCCUCUCUACAGACACCCAAUGACAAAGCACAGGCUCUUCAAAUAUCAGAAGCAGACCUGUUGUCACUGGUUCGCUCUCUGCUCCAAGCCUGGAUCGACCCCCUGGUGGUCCUGUCCACCUCUGCUAACACGCUGCCUCACCCGGCACAAAGCAGCAUAUUCAACAAGAUCCAGGAGAUGCAGGAGCACUCCAAGAGCCUGGGAGACGGCCUGGAUAUCCUGUCUAGCAAGAUGGGUCCAGCGGCCCAGACCAUCUCCUUUCUGCCCUACAGGAGAGGCAAUGACAUCGGCCAGGACAGGAUCUCCAAACUGAUCAACUUCCACUUCCUGCUGUCCUGCUUCCGACGGGACUCCCACAAGAUUGACAGCUUCCUGAAAGUCCUGCGCUGCCGGGCGGCAAAGAUGCAUCCCCAGAUGUGCUAACGACCCUGACGGGAAAUUUUUCUGAAAGCUUGUAUCGCCUACCGACUGUAGAUUAGCACGCUGUAGGAAUCUGAGCUAAUAUCCUAAUGGCUAAGUAGCAGAUAUUAUGAACUUUCAGGAGGGGAAGACAAGGGGGAGUUACAUGGUGCACACAGGAAAUCACAUGUUGUUUGGCUUGACCCCUCUUAGUCAUCACAGUGCACAAAACAGUGACCGCACUUCAAACAUUGAAAUGGAUGAUUCUAGCUUUUAAUGAUGAAACAUUUCCCGUGUUAAGUUGCUAAAGCUGCUUUCAUCUGAGAUCAUCAGUCAGAGGUUAAACAGGUUAAGUAAUGACAGGUAGAUCAGCGAGCAGCCCAGUAAGCUUAAAGCCUUACACUGUAGAUUGUCUGGAGGUCAUAGCAUGGCUCAUACACUUCCCCGAGAUGAUUCCAGCUGGUCUGGCAUCAUCCGCUGACCAUACUGCGGUCACAAACCGUGUGUUAUCUGUUACCUGCGACUCCUCUUUGUUCGUUUCCCUUGUUGAAGCAGUAUCCCCUCAAAGCCGAACUGCCAAAGCAGCUUUGCUCGCGGUUCGACUUUGGAGGGUUCAGCUGGGCUGCGACACAUGAAAUCAGCGCCGCCACCUUCUCUGCACGGCUGUUUGGAGAACGACUCUCUCUUCCUAAUUCGACUGCCAGCUUGACUGAUGACAAACUGCGGCAUUUGCACAUUUGAUUUUAAUAUCACUUUUUCCUGAAAAGCAUUAUGAACGCAAUAUUUCUUUAAAUCUGCAUAUCAAUAAAAAUCCUCUCUUGCACA
Seriola aureovittata is the source of this 1547-nucleotide messenger RNA. RefSeq names its product prolactin (gene prl). Gene Ontology annotation, cellular component: extracellular region. The record is from RefSeq and is a predicted model, not a curated record. NCBI's taxonomy places the organism in Eukaryota, Metazoa, Chordata, Actinopteri, Carangiformes, Carangidae. Gene Ontology annotation, molecular function: hormone activity. Bases 108 to 746 code for a protein of 212 amino acids. Gene Ontology annotation, biological process: positive regulation of receptor signaling pathway via JAK-STAT; response to nutrient levels; positive regulation of cell population proliferation. The transcript is spliced from 5 exons.